Messenger RNA from Hyposmocoma kahamanoa, 3381 nucleotides. RefSeq lists its product as uncharacterized. The coding region runs from base 88 to 3381 and encodes 1097 amino acids. The record is from RefSeq and is a predicted model, not a curated record. The transcript has a single exon. Lineage: Eukaryota; Metazoa; Arthropoda; Insecta; Lepidoptera; Cosmopterigidae.
AUUAAAAUAUGUCAACUAGUUAACAAUAAUUUUUGUGUCGCGCUUAUUUUAUAAUAAUUUAUAUUUUAUAAUCAGUUUACAUACAAGAUGAACGCGUACACUGUUUUGUUAAUAAUGAUCGGGUGUCAGAUUGAAGCACGGCCGAAUGACUUUUGGCCCAAUGUUGGCUCCGUCCUCUUCAAUCGUGACGACUUGAAUAGAAUAAUGUGGUCCAAGAGAGACAUAGCAUUGUUAAAGGCAAGGCGGUACUUCCAAAAGCUGAUUCCUCCGCCCACCUUUAUAACUGUGGAGAAUGAAUUCGUAGACAAGAUGCUUACUUACUUUCGGGAUACGUACGCAACAAUCAAGAAUGUAUCACCGGACCAAGAUGUAGACAGGAUAAUGACCACUGCCCUCUCGGAUACCGUCGGAGGCUACCUUAAGCUAUGUGUGCUACCCGUUACAAAACUCUCAUUCUAUGGCGGUAUAGCAUCAUAUGAAAGCGCAUACAAGGUGUUUAGGUUCUACACAGAAAUUAAGGAAUAUCUGUAUACUGACGGCCAUAACUGGCGAAACCCCGAUCAAAAAAUGCUGAACGAUUUAAUUUUGAACGGUCCUAAAGUCUGGCGUAAUAAGAAGCAAAUGCUCAAUGCACAUGACUUAACACAAAAGGAGGAUCCCUGUACGCUAUUUUAUUUCGAAAAAUCACCCAAAGGAUUAGUAGUGCCCAUACCUGUUGUGAAUUGGGAUGAUGUCUCUAUGUUUUUACCCGUACACAAUGAAUCAACGUUUUCUUUGGAUUCUCCUAAGCACUGUAACACAUUACAAAAUUAUUACAAUAAAGCAAAGAUUUGCAUGAAUUCAAAAAGUAAAGAUGUUGCAGCAGAUUUUGAUUACAAGUUUCAAAACUGGUUAUCAUCAGAUGUACUACCGCACCUCAAAGACGACCGCUUGUACGUCGCCUUAGGUAAUGUUUUAAGCUUACUCAACCAAACCAGGGAAAUAUGCGACGUAAUUCUGGAUAUAUAUAAUUCUAGUUCGAAACGCAUUCUACCAGAUUUAAAGUCCAUUGUCUGUUCAAAAACAUCGAUAGUUGUUAUUAUAAUACUCAUCUUCGAAAUAAUUUGGUGUAUUGUAGCUAUAGAUAGAUUGUGUUGUAAAAAGAUUUCAGACUUGGACGAUAUGGAUAAUAAUAACAGCCAUAGAGUCUUUUCGUACUUCCGAAUAUGUAGCAACAAAGAGCGUAUGCCAGUCAAGAAUAGGAACACACAAGAUUAUGAAACGAAGUACCCCGAGAUGGCUAUUAAUAAGUCGUCGUACAUGCGGAAAUGGUCAGGACACAGCAAUUACACCGAAAUGGAUCGUAAAAUAAACUGGCUUCCUACAACAGUGGAAGCAGGCUGCCAGAACGAGCCGUCAAUCAAAUGUGAAUGUCCAUCUACCUGUAUUGGCACAAAGUGUAGAGCUCAAUGCUCAUUCCUUUAUCAAGUACAAUCUAAUGACAUAUUGACAAUAGUCAACGAAAGAAUCGACGAUUUUUCAUCGCCAUCACCACGACUUCCAAUGACUAUAACGAAUAAAAGCUACACUAAAAUACCAUCAAACAUUAGCGGCGUCAAAGACAUUGACACCCGAGAGACUUAUACAUGUAACUCUAUAAAUUUAUACGACGAGUCAUCCAGUACUAUUGCAAGAACCAAGAAUAAAUCGGCAGUAACAAUAUACAGGUCUCAAAAGAGCUCAGAAGGCAAUCAAACUAGGUACCGAAGUCGUCAAAGAAAAAACUUUCAAAUAGAAAAGGCUGUGACUGGGUGUAAGCGAAACAAGGCUAUACUUAGUCCAUAUUCUAUAAUACCUGACUCACGCCCUAGUCGCAAUAGUGCAGCUGACUCCUACGUCAGUUUUGAAUUAGUAAAUAUACCCAGUAUCAAUGAAGUGACCACUGAUUCUCCCAUUUGUUACUAUUCACACGAAAAACCAUCAACAAUCACAAAAAAAGCUAGGACUAUCUCUGAGAUGCAAUCGGUGACAACAAGACCAAAUAACGAAACUGAAACGAAUGUGCAAGAAAGGAACUAUCUGGUGAAUAAAUUGACGUCCCCAGUAGCAGUCAUGGUGUCUAAAGAUUUAAAAGGUAAACAAUUCCAAUGGAAACGAUAUUUAAAAAUGAAAAUAGAUGAACCAAAGGCUGAAAUCAAAUUAGGAACAUUCGCUGCGCGAGAGUCACCUAGAAAAGGACAAAGUAAAAUUCCAACUCGAAAAUCAGUGAAACGUGCUCAAUACAGUACAAUAAAACGACCGAAAGAAGUAACCACUGAAUCACUAGUAUACGCUGACAAAAGCAUUGAUCCAGUCACUAAAUAUAUAGACCGAUCAACUGACUACAUAAUAACUCAAGAAUACGCUAUGCAUCAAGUGAGUACAAAAGAAGAUAACAGUCAUGUUAUCAACCAUAACCAACAAAACCAAGUUAAAAACUACAGGGUGCUAGAGUCAACUUUAUUGUCCACACAAGAUCUUACCACUAUACCAACGGCCUCUAAACCAGAUAUUCGAUUCGAAGAAAAAAAUGCAAAUACAAAAUCAAAUGAACAAGAUAAAAGCCUAAUGACAAUAAAACGAAGUGGGAGCGAUUCAUCAAAAAUAUCACGGUAUACUGCUGAUGUCGCAUUACCAUGUACCAAUUUGAAACAAGAUACAAUAAUAGAAAGCAGCAAUAACGCAAGGGGUACUCACCAAGAGACAGUAUUAGCAACUGAGAAAGUAGUUUGGUCAGUAUUAGCAACUGAGAAAGAAAAGACAUUAAAAGAACAAAACGUUCGAGAGUCUAGUGACAUUGUUACGGACUCAACAAAUGGGUCCGAGAGUAAAAAGAAAGGACAUUAUAGUUUAAAUAAAUGGCAAGCCAAAACUACAGAGAAUUCAAACUCAUCCUUGAAACUAAUAAAAACAAAUACAAAAUCAGAAACGUCAAAAGUGUCGAAAUACCAAAAAAUCACUGAACCAAUGAAAAAAUUAAAUAAACAAGAAAGAAGAGCAGGAACGGUGAAAAGUAAAAUAACAAAGUGCCAUAAAGACAACCCCAGGAAAACACUGCGUCCUCCGGUGAGAUCUUUGAGCAAAUGGAAGACUUCCAUGGAACUUGAAGGCAAGCAAAAUUGCAAGCAAAGAAAUGAGUUCGCGCCAACUACAGAAAAUGUUAUAGAAAAGUCAUCGAUUCUUUUAAACAAAAGCGAUACAUAUGGUGACACUACGUGCAAACGGCAGACAGGGGAUGGUAGUAAUGGCCAAACUAAUUUGUCAACCACACGCAAAAGCAAAAUUCCGCAACUUAAGCGAAUCGACGACACACGGGUGACAAAGACACUAAAUACUGAAGUUAGAUUAAACUUAUCGUUUUAG